Messenger RNA from Sphaerulina musiva SO2202, 1554 nucleotides. RefSeq lists its product as uncharacterized. The record is from RefSeq and is a predicted model, not a curated record. The coding region runs from base 45 to 1172 and encodes 375 amino acids. NCBI's taxonomy places the organism in Eukaryota, Fungi, Ascomycota, Dothideomycetes, Mycosphaerellales, Mycosphaerellaceae. Gene Ontology annotation, molecular function: RNA binding. The transcript has 3 exons. Gene Ontology annotation, cellular component: mRNA cleavage and polyadenylation specificity factor complex.
CGCAAAUCACUUUCUAUCUGCACAACGACUGCAACAAUCCCGACAUGGAGGAAGACGACGAUGACUUUUACGGUGGAGGAGGAGAUGGUGGCGAAGGUGAUGAGGGUGCGGAGCGGGAAGACCAGAUGGAGACCAAGGAAGAGGCCAAGGACGACAUGGACGUGUCCGAGGAUGGGGCUGAAGACGACGACGAUGAAGACGACGACGACGACGAUAGUGACGACGACGUUCAAUUCACGCUAGAACGACCGGACGGCGCCAAAGCAGAACCGCCGCCGGGAUCGAAAGCAGCUAAGGCACAGAAGAAGGAGGGCACUUCUAAGGCUGUCAAGCUCGAAGCGGAUCAGAAUAAUAGCGCGAAGAGAGACAACAGGGAGGGCGCGCCCCGAGCGGGCUCAGCAGCACCGCCCACUGGAGGGGGCACGACGCCGACACCCACAGCGGCGCCCGCAGCCGUCAAAGGCUCUUUGACGCACAACGGCAGAGAGGGCAAAGACUUCCCGGCAGUGCGCACCAGUUCGCUCCAGGUCGAUCAGAUCCCCACGUGGACCAAUGGCAAGCCCAUCAUUGCAGUCGACAUCGACGCCGAUCUUGCAGAGCACUCCAAGCCCUGGCGGUUACCGGGCACCGACCAGACGGACUACUUCAACUACGGCUUCGACGAAUACACGUGGACGCAAUACUGCGUGCGCCAGCAGACUAUGGGUGGUACCAUUACCCAGCUCAAGCAAGAUGAUGCACAAAUGAAAGCCUUGUUUGGUGCGGGCGGAGCAUCAGGAGGUGGGGGUGUUGGCCAGCAACAACAGACUGUGGCCCUGCCCAUGCCGGCGCCGGCAAUGGUAGAAAUGGCGCAACAAAUGAAUGUGCCGGUCGAGUUUGUCCAGCAGAUGAUGCAGAACGGUGGUAUGCCCCCAAUGGGUGGCCCUGGGAUGGGCGGACAGCAAGGGUAUGGUCAGCAAGUCGGAGGCUUUGGAAAUGACACUGGCGCAUCACCGCAGCCGCAAGCUGGCCAAGGGUUUCAGCCCCCAUCUGGUCCCGGCGCGGGACAGCAGGGUGGAAUGAGUAUGGAAGGGCUGAGCCCACAACAAAUGGCCAUCUACCAACAAGAGCAGCAACAGCAGAUGGGGGGAGGAGGGCAUCGAGGCGGGAGAAAUCGGAGAGGGAGGUGGUAGGAGCACUGUUCCCGAGUUACACGCUUCACAUGGUACGCAAUGCUGCGAUGCGUGUGAUAUUGACAUGUUUUGGCCUAGAAGGCUUCAGCCAGGAGCUUCGUGAGAUUAAUGCCAAGAAAUUGCCCUCGAGCGGGCGUGAAAGAUUCUCUUCGAACGUGUUUGUUCGCUUUGUCAAAGCAAACGUGGUGAAAUCUGUACUGCCAUUGCGCUGAUUGGAACUUUCAGGAAAACAACCGCGAACAUGUCCAGUGACAUGAAAGAGAGAUCUUGCGGCUGGAAGAACGAGGACUGGGAUAGGCUUGAGUGUUGCUGAGAUAUGUUUGUCCCCAGGAAUCACAGAGAAGGAAUUCUGACAGCAGCAUCAUGCUGCUUCUGAGACGUG